Molecule: messenger RNA, 1596 nt
Organism: Cannabis sativa
Lineage: Eukaryota; Viridiplantae; Streptophyta; Magnoliopsida; Rosales; Cannabaceae
Exons: 3
Coding region: 1-1596 (531 amino acids)
Molecular function (GO): nucleic acid binding; zinc ion binding
Source: RefSeq, a predicted model, not a curated record
AUGUCAAAAGAUCCAGAAGAAAAUAUUGGUAAUGAAAGUACACCACCUACGGUUUCAAAUUUACAACUUCAAGCUUUGAUGGGGGAGAUGACGAGGAUGAUGCGAGAGGAGUGUGAACAAAUACAUGCAAGGCUAGAUAGAGUAGAAGAGGGAACCCAAAGGAGGCAGCGGAGGAAUAGGGUUCACCAAAGGGAUGAUAAUGAAUUAGAUGGGGAUGGGAUAAUUUCUGAUGAAGAGUUUGAUGGGAUACCAGUAGGGAAGAGUGAUCUUGAAGCAUACUUGGAGUGGGAGAAGAAGAUGGAAUUGGUAUUUGAUUGUCACAACUAUUCUAAAACGAAAAAGGUAAAACUUGCUGCCAUGGAAUCUACUGACCAUGCUAUUGUUUGGUGGGAUCAGUUGUGCAUCAAUAGGAGGAGGAAUGGAGAACGAGAUAUUGACUCUUGGGAGGCUAUGAAGAGGGUAAUGAGGUGGCAUUUUGUACCAUCUCACUAUUAUCGAGACUUGUACCUCAAGUUGCAAGGUCUUCAUCAAGGCUACAAGAGUGUUGAUGAGUAUUAUAAGGAGAUGGAGAUGGCUAUGAUUAGAGCCAAUGUGGAAGAGGAUCGGGAGGCAACAAUGGCAAGGUUUUUGAAUGGAUUGAAUCGAGAGAUUGCUAAUAUCAUUGAACUACACCAUUAUGUGCAAUUGGAAGAUUUGGUGCACAUGGCAAUCAAAGUUGAAAGACAACUUAAGAAGGGUAGUUUGAGCUCAAAGCCAAGGCCAAGUCCACACAAUCCAAAUACAACACCUUGGAUGUCAAACUUCCCAAAGAAAGAGGAUCAACCUAGUUCAUCCUCUGCACCCAAACCAGCCACCGCAACUACAACACCUCAAGGAAAAAUAGCCCCUCUUUCAUCUAGUUCUAGUGAGAUAAAGUGUUUCAAAUGUCAAGGGCGAAGACACAUAGCUAGCCAAUGUCCAAAUAAGAGAGUUAUGGUGAUUUGGGAAAAUGGUGAAGUAGAUUCUGAAGAUGAAGAAGAGCUUGCUGAUAUGCCACAAUUGGAAGAUGCUUCUAUAGAAGAUGAAGAGUAUGGGCCAGAAUACGGUGACAUGCUUGCACUAGUCACUAGACGAGCAUUGAACUCGCUAGCAAAAGAAGAGGAAGAAGAGGUACAGCGUGAGAAGAUUUUUCAUACUCGUUGUCAUGUGAAAGACAAGGUAUGUAAUGUGAUCAUUGAUGGGGGUAGCUGUACUAAUGUUGCUAGUUCAUUCAUGGUUGAGAAGUUUGGACUUCCAACGCUUAAACAUCCACGUCCUUACAAGUUGCAAUGGUUGAAUGAUAGUGGUGAAGUGAGAGUUACCAAACAAGUUUUGGAAUUUGAGGAUGUGUUUCCCGAGGAGGUACCACAUGGUGUGCCACCUAUUCGAGGAAUAGAACAUCAAAUUGAUUUUAUUCUAGGUACUUCAAUCCCAAACCGCCCAGGAUAUAGAACUAAUCCUGAUAAAACCAAAGAAAUACAACGGCAAGUUGAAAGAUUGAUGAUCAAAGGUGUGAGAGAAAGCAUGAGCCCUUGUGCUGUUCCAGUAAUUCUCGUUCCUAAGAAGGAUGGAACAUGA